Molecule: messenger RNA, 1167 nt
Organism: Eutrema salsugineum
Lineage: Eukaryota; Viridiplantae; Streptophyta; Magnoliopsida; Brassicales; Brassicaceae
Product: zinc finger protein ZAT10
Exons: 1
Coding region: 244-960 (238 amino acids)
Biological process (GO): response to stress
Molecular function (GO): DNA-binding transcription factor activity
Source: RefSeq, a predicted model, not a curated record
CGCCACCCUCACUCUUCACACUUUCCCACCACUUGUCACGCAACUUCCUUCUCCACACUCCACCUUACUUGUAUAUAUUUAUUCACACACUUUCAUCUUCUUCUUCUUCUUCAACAACAAACAAACAACACUUCUUUCUUCUCUUCCAAAUUUUUAUUUUUCUCAACUCAUCACAAAAGCUCCUCAAAACGAGAGAGACAGAGAGUUCGAUCUUACUUCAGAUUUUUAUCAACUGAAUUUUUAAUGGCGCUCGAGGCUCUCACUUCACCGAGAUUAGCUUCUCCGAUUCCUCCUCUGUUCCAAGAUUCUUCAACCUUCCAUGGCGUCGAACACUGGACCAAAGGUAAACGCUCCAAAAGAUCCAGAUCCGAUUUCCACCACCACAACAACCUCACCGAGGAAGAGUAUCUCGCUUUCUGCCUCAUGCUCCUCGCUCGCGACGGAGAUCGCACCAACCUCCACCCUCUUCCUCUUUCUCCCGUGACGACGGCUGAGAAAUCGUCCUCGUCCAUCUACAAGUGCACCGUCUGCGACAAGUCUUUCUCUUCUUACCAAGCUCUCGGCGGUCACAAGGCGAGCCACCGGAAAAACUUAUCACAGACUCUUUCCGGCGGCGGAGGAGAUGAUCAGUCGACCUCGGCGGCGACUACAACCACGUCCGCCGCCGUGAUCACCGGAAGCGGGAAAUCACACGUCUGCUCGAUCUGUAACAAGUCGUUUACUUCCGGGCAAGCUCUCGGCGGACACAAGCGGUGCCACUACGAAGGGGACAAAAGUAGUAGCGUGUCCAAUUCCGAAGGUGCGGGGUCCACCAGCCACGUCAGCAGCAGCCACCGUGGAUUUGACCUUAACAUCCCUCCGAUCCCGGAGUUUUCGUCGGUUAACGGAGACGACGAGGUUAUGAGCCCGAUGCCGGCGAAGAAGCCCCGAGUUGACUUCCCGGAGAAACUCCACCACUGAAUAAAAACUUAAAUUAGAAAACGAUCAGAUUAUUAGUUUGCUCUGUUUUGAAUUCUAUAGGGAAUUUGUAGUUCUGUACAUACAAAUUUCGAGUUCGAUUCAUUCCAAUUCUUGUUCUUAUUCAGUUACAAAUUCAUUCUUUAUUUAUCACAUGUUAAAAUUUUUGAGGUUUUAACUUUUCUUUGAAUAAAAUCAUACUACUAGCUA